UGGGAGGGUAUGCAGCCUCUAAUCGCGCGCGCGCGAGUCCAUUAGGGCCCCCUAAUGGGGGAAGUGGUUGCUUUCUAUUGUGUGAGCGGGAGGCCCCGAAGCUGUCCCAGCACACAUUGGUACUGUACCCUGAGCUGGAAAAGCUUGAGAAGGCGCAGUAGUUUCCUAUCCCAAAUCCGCUUUCCAAGAGGGGUUUCCAGCCCCAAAUUUGAAUCUUUGCCUCCCCUCUCAGCUAGAAUUGUGGGCUCGCCCAGGGGAGGGGCGGGGCGAGGAGUUGCUGGCGGGAGAUUUAAAUUCUGGCGGGCGCUCUCAUUCUGUGUGCGUUUGUUUUCUCUGCUGCUGUCUUUUCUUGCGUUCUGUUCUGCCAUGCCCUGCUCUGAAGCGACACCCGCCAUCUCCCCCAGCAAGCGGCCCCGGCCUGCGGAGGACAGCAUGCGGCUCCGCUUUGUCCGGCUCUCAGAGCACGCCACCGCCCCGACCAAGGGGUCCGCGCGGGCUGCAGGCUACGACCUGUACAGUGCCUAUGAUUAUACCCUACCACCUAUGGAGAAAGCCCUUGUGAAAACGGACAUUCAGGUAGCUCUUCCGUCUGGGUGCUAUGGAAGAGUAGCUCCCCGUUCUGGCUUGGCUGCAAAACACUUCAUCGAUGUAGGAGCUGGCGUCAUAGAUGAAGAUUACAGAGGAAAUGUGGGUGUCGUACUAUUUAAUUUUGGCAAAGAAAAGUUUCAAGUCAAAAAGGGCGAUCGGAUUGCACAGCUCAUUUGUGAACGGAUUUUUUAUCCAGAAAUAGAGGAAGUUCAGGUUUUAGAUGACACUGAAAGGGGUUCAGGAGGUUUUGGUUCCACGGGGAAGAAUUAACAUUUAUGCCAAGAAUAGAAAAUGAGGAAACGUACUUUUUUCUUAAAAAUAAAGGAUUUUUGCUUAGUGUUUUGCACAUCUGUAAACAUAAUAGCUUUAGCUUCUAAAACUGUUUGGUUCUCUUAGGAUUUAGGAAAAGAUACCUGUGUUGGGGUCCCUAAAACCUUACUUAUGUUUUUACACAUCUGAUUGUUGUAUAAAUCUGUGUGGUGACCUAAUACAAGCUGUUUAUUUUUUUAAUUAAAUGUUUAUCAAUUACAGAUCCAAAAAA
Messenger RNA from Callorhinus ursinus (northern fur seal), 1129 nucleotides. NCBI's taxonomy places the organism in Eukaryota, Metazoa, Chordata, Mammalia, Carnivora, Otariidae. The record is from RefSeq and is a predicted model, not a curated record.